AUGGACGAUUCUGAUGGAAAUAAUAAUUACAAAAAUAAUAAAAAGAGAGAAAAAGGAGGGAGCCGUUUUCAGAAGCGAAAAACUUCAGAAAAUACGGGUGGGUGGCAUAGACUGCCAAGAUUUCAUAGAAGGCACAAAGGGGAACAGGAAAAGGUACCUAAUUUUUUAGAGGGGGUGAGGGGAUUAAAAAAUUUUUUUUUGAAGUAUCACGCCUCUUCAGUCUCUCUAGAUGAGAUAUCUGGCACCUCAGCAGGCACUUCAAGCAUUAGAAAUAAUAUUAAAACUUCAAGUGAGAGAAAAAUAACGACAGCUUCAGAUACUUCUGAUAAGCAAAGAAAAUCGCGUUUGGAGGAAUUAGAAGUCCAAUUACCUUCAAUGGAGGAGUAUGAAUUAAAUCAUAAAAUACAAAAAUUGUUGAAGGCUUUUGCAAAGAAAAAUUGUUGUUUCCCCAUCCUCCCUUCCAACUUCCCCCAAUUUACUUCACAGUCUGCCAGACGGUUGUCUAUGGCCUUUGGGACAGUUCCAAAGAAGAAUAAUAAUAUUGACAAACUUUCUUGGCAUAAAUUAAUUAAAGACAUUAACGACAGUAUCGAAGCCUUAAUCGAAUCAGAUAAAAAACAAUUUGUAAAAACAAUUGAAUCUAGUUAUGAAAAUGAUUUAAAAGAAAUUCGAGAAACUAAUGCUCGUCUUAGACUUAUUGAACUUAAUGGAGUUACUAAAAAGAAUGCCCCAAUGGAAAGAGGAGUAGAAGAAAACCGACGUUUACUUGGAGUUAAAAUGACUAAGUUGGAAGAAUUGGGCGAACAGGCACAUUCCCUCAAACAAAAACUUGCCAACAAAACAAAUGAGAGGUUCGAUGAAGUUCCACAAAUUAAUUCGGAAUGAUUUUUGUAUUCAUAAAAAACUCCUCAAAGCUAUAAAAGAUCUUACUACCCAACAACGACGCAUUUUUAUUUUUUAUUU
Meloidogyne enterolobii is the source of this 963-nucleotide messenger RNA. The record is from the annotation of a GenBank genome assembly. NCBI's taxonomy places the organism in Eukaryota, Metazoa, Nematoda, Chromadorea, Rhabditida, Meloidogynidae.